AUUCGAUCGUACAGGUCAUCAAUAUAACACAACUCAUAAUAUCUAUGUGCACUCUGGUCAAGCCGCAGCAGAUCUAUAGACUCCCGAUCGUAUUCACAAGAAGAGGCAGAGCACAAAGAAGGCUACCUCACACGAUCCCACUCAAGACACCAACCAACAUCCAAUCAAGAACAAUGUCAUCAUCCAAUCCGCCAAAGGACCACUGGUCCUCACAAGCCUACUCCUCCGCUGCAGGCUUCGUCCCCAAGCUCACGUCUACUGUCUUCUCUUACCUCGACCCCCAAAAAUCGGACAACAUCCUUGACAUUGGCUGUGGCGAUGGCGAACUCACAGCAAAGAUCGCCGCCGCCUGCUCAGAAGGACAGGUCCUCGGCGUUGAUGCCUCCAAAUCUUUCAUCGACACUGCGAAUGAGCGAUAUCUGAAGGAUGGAUUCGGGAACAUGACAUUUGUCCUUGCCGAUGCAACGAAACUGGACUCAUGUCGAGAGAUGGGGCCUGGAGGAGUAUGGGAUAAGGCGUUCUCUAAUGCGGCGAUGCAUUGGAUCCUGAGGAAGGAGGGAAUCAGAAAACAGUUCUUUCAAAAUGUUUUCAAGGCGUUGAAGCCUGGCGGCACAUUUGUGUUCGAGAUGGGCGGAUCUGGAAAUGUUGCUGAAGUUCAGACUGCUGCUGUUGCGGCUCUAGUGCAUGUGGGAGGUGUGUCACUCCAGAAUGCAAGGGCAGCGAGUCCGUGGUUCUUUCCUUCUAUUGAUGGCAUGACCAAGUUGCUGGAAGGUGCUGGAUUUCAGGUGGAAAAGUGUGAAACAGAGUAUCGGCCUUCGGCUGUGACGGAGAAGAAGGCUGAUGGGAGUGGAGGAUUGGAAGGAUGGGUUAAGUUGAUGUGUGCCGAAUUCAUCGAGGUUGCGCCAGAAGAGAAGCGGGAAGCAGUGUUCAAAGAGAUCCAAGAAUUGAUUGACAGUGUAAUCACACGGGAAGACGGGAGUCAGUGGCUCGGAUAUGUGAGGUUGCGAGCAAUUGCAAAGAAGAAUAGUGAUGUAGAUUAA
Messenger RNA from Cercospora beticola, 1040 nucleotides. Its product is annotated as class I SAM-dependent methyltransferase. The record is from RefSeq and is a predicted model, not a curated record. NCBI's taxonomy places the organism in Eukaryota, Fungi, Ascomycota, Dothideomycetes, Mycosphaerellales, Mycosphaerellaceae.